AUGAUGAAACGGAGGACUCACAACAAGUCUCGGCACGGCUGUCGAAACUGCAAAAAGCGCCAUGUUAAGUGUGACGAAGGAGGACCUCCCUGCACCAACUGUCUAGCCCGCAAUCUCGAAGGCUGCUCAUAUCUCACCGAGCCACCAACCCAGCUCCCAGCAACAGAGACCAGACGCAAAAUAGAGCUUGAACUGAUGCACCGCUGGACAUCAUCAAGCUACAAGAGUCUGGCUAGUAUUCCAGAAGAUAACCAAUGGCUACAAGAAGACAUGGCUCGCUGGGCUCUUAAGCAUGAGUAUCUCCUACAGGGCAUGUUUGCCUUCUCAGCUCUCGAAGUCGCGCUCUGCGGGGGUGCUGUAGUUGUUGAAGAAGACUAUGACACAUAUUAUGCCAAGUUGGCGGUGGAGUACUACGAUAAAGCAAGUCGUUCGUUCAGAGCACAGCUUGAGAACGUCAACUCUGAGAAUGCCCAGAAGAUCUUCAUGUUCUCAUUCCUUGCUGUGGCUGUUAACAUGGCUCUCGGCCAAUGCAGUGCUUUCGAAGAGCUUCACGAGGGUGUUUUAGAACGCAUGGUGACAUUGUGGGAGCUUCUCAUGGGAAAUGCCUCUAUCGCCAAUCAGCACUUCGACGCUUUGAUAUCAGGAGCUUUAUCGCGAUCUACAGAGGCUUUAAUGUUAAGAACACAACUUCAGACUGAGACACCCACAUCGUUGAGCAAGGAAACCGAGGAAGCUCUAGAGAGUCUAAGCACUAUCAUCAACAAAGCCUGCGAAACACCCUCUGGUUCAACUCCAAACGACCAGUCCGAAGCCAGUGUACGGAUCAGCUCAUACCGCACCAGCUUCUCCGCCAUACAAACGUGUUUCGUACAAGACUCCAAAGACAUCUUCAAGGGCAUGGCGAUAGGAUUUCCUGCACUCGCAGGACGAGACUUUGGGUUGGCGCUCAGGAGCUCAGAUCCAAUGGCUUUACUUCUGAUGGUAUUCUGGGGAGUGCAGCUUGACACGUUAGGCAAGAUCGCUUGGUGGGUUGGCACCUUUGGCAAGAAGAUGGUGGACGAAGUCUCAGAGAUGCUGUGGGAACCUGAUCCCGAGUUUGAGGUUAUGGAUAUGUCUGAAUGGAGAGAGUGUAUUACUUGGGCUAGGGCAGAAGUUGGGUUGGCGCCCAUUGUCGGGGCUACAGAAGAGCCAUGA
Messenger RNA from Fusarium oxysporum Fo47, 1194 nucleotides. Its product is annotated as Zn(II)2Cys6 transcription factor domain-containing protein. NCBI's taxonomy places the organism in Eukaryota, Fungi, Ascomycota, Sordariomycetes, Hypocreales, Nectriaceae. The coding region runs from base 1 to 1194 and encodes 397 amino acids. Gene Ontology annotation, molecular function: DNA-binding transcription activator activity, RNA polymerase II-specific; zinc ion binding. The transcript is spliced from 2 exons. Gene Ontology annotation, biological process: regulation of transcription by RNA polymerase II. The record is from RefSeq and is a predicted model, not a curated record.